Molecule: messenger RNA, 460 nt
Organism: Parathielavia appendiculata
Lineage: Eukaryota; Fungi; Ascomycota; Sordariomycetes; Sordariales; Chaetomiaceae
Exons: 1
Coding region: 77-235 (52 amino acids)
Source: RefSeq, a predicted model, not a curated record
GAGAUUCCAGAAUGUUCAGGGAUCGCUUGGAAGUCGAUUGUGCCAUUAAAGCUGACUCCGGAUGUGAAGCCGAGUGAUGCUCCCCAGACUCCUGGCUGUGCCUUGUCCUUGGGCCCCGAACUCGGUGCUGAGCUGGUUUUUGUUGCUUUUCCCCAUCUCUUGUUCUGGAACUGGCGCCAUGCAGACCGGUCUGCCGUUCCUGCGAGGGUAUCGUCACGGUCAGCAACCCAGAUGAACUUCACAUAUGGGACAAUUCAUACGUCUGAUAACCGGGACUAUUACCCCGUAUGGGUUAUCCCGUACCAUUUAAGUACAUGGGUACAUUGUAUGAUAGCGCUGGCAGCCUAAUGAGCCUUGACAACACCCGCCGAAUCUGCCUGCGCCGAGAUCCUCUUCUUGUAAGCCUGCACAUCGCCGGGGAAUUUCUCGACCGUUCCGUUGUCGCACACCCACAGCGAAG